Molecule: messenger RNA, 11532 nt
Organism: Mytilus californianus (California mussel)
Lineage: Eukaryota; Metazoa; Mollusca; Bivalvia; Mytilida; Mytilidae
Product: pyruvate kinase-like
Exons: 11
Coding region: 4059-5714 (551 amino acids)
Biological process (GO): glycolytic process
Cellular component (GO): cytoplasm
Molecular function (GO): magnesium ion binding; pyruvate kinase activity; potassium ion binding
Source: RefSeq, a predicted model, not a curated record
GGGUUGCUGCCCCUGAAUUGGUAAUUUUAAGGAAAUUUUGCCGUUUUUGGUUAUUAUCUUGAAUAUUAUUAUAGAUAGAGAUAAACUGUAAACAGCAAUAAUGUUCAGCAAAGUAAGAUCUACAAAUCAGUCAUCUUGACCAAAAUGGUCAGUUGACCCCUUAAGGAGUUAUUGUCCUUUAUAGUCAAUUUUUAACCAUUUUUCGUAAAUUUUUGUGAUCUUUUACAAAAAUCUUCUCCUCUGAAACUACUAAGACAAAUUUAACCAAACUUGUCCACAAUCAUCAUUAGGGUAUCUAGUUUAAAAAAUUUGUCCGAUGACCCCGCCCGCGAACCAAGAUGGCCGACAUGGCUAAAAAAUAGUACAUAGGGUAAAAUGCAGUUUUUGGCUCAUAUCUCUGAAACCAAAGUAUUUAGAGCAAAUCUAGCUGAAAAAAAUUGUUCAUUAGGUCAAGAUCUAUCUGCCCUUAAAUUUUCAGACCAAUCAGGCAACACGUUGUUGGGUUGCUUCCCCUGAAUUGAUAAUUUUAAGAAAAUUUUGCAGCUUUUGGUUAUUAUCUUGAAUAUUAUUAUAGAUAGAGAUAAACUGUAAAUAGCAAUAAUGUUCAGCAAAGUAAGAUCUACAAAUAAGUCAUCUUGACCAAAAUGGUCAGUUGACCCCUUAAGGAGUUAUUGCCCUUUAUAGUCAAUUUUUAACCAUUUUUCAUAAAUUUUUGAGAUCUUUUACAAAAAUCUUCUCCUCUGAAACUACUAAGACAAAUUUAACCAAACUUGUUCACAAUCAUCAUUAGGGUAUCUAGUUUAAAAAAUGUGUCCGAUGACCCCGCCCACGAACCAAGAUGGCCGACAUGGCUAAAAAAUAGUACAUAGGGUAAAAUGCAGUUUUUGGCUCAUAUCUCUGAAACCAAAGCAUUUAGAGCAAAUCUGACAUGAAAAAAAUUGUUCAUUAGGUCAUGAUCUAUCUGCCCUGAAAUUUUCAGACCAAUCAGGCAACACGUUGUUGGGUUGCUGCCCCUGAAUUGGUAAUUUUAAGAAAAUUUUGCAGCUUUUGGUUAUUAUCUUGAAUAUUAUUAUAGAUAGAGAUAAACUGUAAACAGCAAUAAUGUACAGCAAAGUAAGAUCUACAAAUAAGUCAACAUGACCAAAAUUGUCAAUUGACCCCUUAAGGAGUUAUUACCCUUUAUAGUCAAUUUUUAACCAUUUUUCGUAAAUUUUUGUGAUCUUUUACAAAAAUCUUCUCCUCUGAAACUACUAAGACAAAUUUAACCAAACUUGUCCACAAUCAUCAUUAGGGUAUCUAGUUUAAAAAAUUUGUCCGAUGACCCCGCCCGCGAACCAAGAUGGCCGACAUGGCUAAAAAAUAGUACAUAGGGUAAAAUGCAGUUUUUGGCUCAUAUCUCUGAAACCAAAGUAUUUAGAGCAAAUCUAGCUGAAAAAAAUUGUUCAUUAGGUCAAGAUCUAUCUGCCCUUAAAUUUUCAGACCAAUCAGGCAACACGUUGUUGGGUUGCUUCCCCUGAAUUGAUAAUUUUAAGAAAAUUUUGCAGCUUUUGGUUAUUAUCUUGAAUAUAAUUAUAGAUAGAGAUAAACUGUAAAUAGCAAUAAUGUUCAGCAAAGUAAGAUCUACAAAUAAGUCAUCUUGACCAAAAUGGUCAGUUGACCCCUUAAGGAGUUAUUGCCCUUUAUAGUCAAUUUUUAAUCAUUUUUCAUAAAUUUUUGAGAUCUUUUACAAAAAUCUUCUCCUCUGAAACUACUAAGACAAAUUUAACCAAACUUGUUCACAAUCAUCAUUAGGGUAUCUAGUUUAAAAAAUGUGUCCGAUGACCCCGCCCACGAACCAAGAUGGCCGACAUGGCUAAAAAAUAGUACAUAGGGUAAAAUGCAGUUUUUGGCUCAUAUCUCUGAAACCAAAGCAUUUAGAGCAAAUCUGACAUGAAAAAAAUUGUUCAUUAGGUCAUGAUCUAUCUGCCCUGAAAUUUUCAGACCAAUCAGGCAACACGUUGUUGGGUUGCUGCCCCUGAAUUGGUAAUUUUAAGAAAAUUUUGCAGCUUUUGGUUAUUAUCUUGAAUAUUAUUAUAGAUAGAGAUAAACUGUAAACAGCAAUAAUGUACAGCAAAGUAAGAUCUACAAAUAAGUCAACAUGACCAAAAUUGUCAAUUGACCCCUUAAGGAGUUAUUGCCCUUUAUAGUCAAUUUUUUACAAUUUUCAUUAAUUUUGUAAAUUUUUGUAAAUUUUUACAAAAUAUUUUCCUCUGUAACUACUGGGCCAAGUUCAUUAUAGAUAGAGAUAAUUGUAAGCAGCAAGAAUGUUCAGUAAAGUAAAAUCUACAAACACAUCACCAUCACCAAAACACAAUUUUGUCAUGAAUCCAUCUGUGUCCUUUGUUUAAUAUGCACAUAGACCAAGGUGAGCGACACAGGCUCUUUAGAGCCUCUAGUUAUUAAAGUCUUCAUACUUUUUUUUUUUACAAAUUUUAUAUGUUUUUUUUAUUCAUUUGUUACCUGUUGUUUUUGUUUUUAACAGAAAUCAAAGAACUAAAGCUAUGCUGAUAUUUGUUAAAAAAUAAUUAUGUUGUUGCUAUGAAUUCUGGAUGUACCAAUUACAAUUUGAUACAUCAUAUCAAUUAAAUGAUAAAUAAAAAACAUCAUUGGCGAAUGUUCUCCAGUUGUAAACAAAACAUCAUGGUCGAAUGUUCUCCAGUUGUAAACAAAACAUCUUUAAGUUUUAAUUGUAAUGUUACUUACUCUUUAGGAAUAUUUUUUGAAUAUAUACAUUAUAUUGAUAUUGAAAGGGGAAGUAUAUCUUAUGGUCCUAUUUAGCUUAAUUAAAGUGUAUUACAAAAUCAUUGAUUUUCAUGUAAAAAUAAUUGAAAGGUAUGUUUAAAGUUUACACUUUUUAAAGUCUUCCAAAUAUUAUGAACAUUCACAGAGGUUUAACACCUGAAAGAUUGCAUAAGUUUAUAUUUCUAUAAUAAAAGAGAGGCGAAGGAUACCAAAGGGACAUUCAAACUCAUAAGUCAUAAACAAACUGACAACGCCAUGGAUAAAAAAGACAAUCAGACAAACAACAUAGAAAACCAAAGACGGAGCAACACGAAUCCCAUCAAAAACUAGGGGUGAUCUCAAAUGACAAAAAAUGGAUAGUUUUGACACAUACUUUUUGGUGGGAUAUGCAUGCAAGUAUCAAAUAAAUUUUUACAAGAGAGAUGAUUUCCAUAUAGACAAACACUGUAGUAAAUGAUUUUGUUGGUACUCACAUGCAUUCAAUAUUUGUGGGUGACAAAACCAUUGGAAAAUUUACCAUUAUAUACAUAUUUUCAUCACGAUGUGUAGAUAUGGCUUUUUUUUUUUAGCUAAUAAAUGCAUUUAUUGGGUCCUGAACAACAGAACAUUUCCCCCCUCCAUCCCCUCUUUUCCCUUUUAUCUUUCAAUAUUGGUGCUUCAGUGAUAAUUCAUACAUAUAUACAGCUUUUUAUACCAGUGAUAAUUGACUGCUCAAAUAUUUAUUAUUUAUCAAUUUAGUAGCUUUUGCUACAACUGUAUAAUACAUACAUAUAUAUUUUAUAUGUGAUUUGUAUUUGGAUUUUGAUGUCUUGCUUUCUACUGACAAAUAUAUUUAUUUUGUAUACAUGUAGUAUCUACUGUUAAGUAUAUAUUUUUUGCACAAGCAAAAUUAAUACUGACACACAUAUUUUGUUUUGGUGUGUUGUUUAUUUGCUUGCAUGAUUUUGGUAUAUUUAUUUAUGGCCAUGACAGUGAUGAUUAUUUUAUACAAUUAUGUCUAAUACACACUUCACCUAAAUACAAAGUUAAAGAUUUGUUUAUGCUGUAAUCUUGUCACCUGACCUAGACAUUAUUUUUGAUAUGUUAGAUUUGUUCCUUUAAUACUACACAUGACAAAACAACAAUAUUUGGUAUGUGAACGUGUUAUCUGAUAUACACUGGCUUUCAAUUUACUUUUUGUGAUAGGACAAUUUUAGGGAAACCCUUUUAUAAAUGAAAGUAAUUUUGAAUGGCUACAAUAGAAAAGUUCCCAAUGUGAAAUAGGAUAUCUGUUAAGGAUGAGUACGUUUAGUCCUUUCCCUGUUGAGGACUCGGUGGCAGGAAGGCUUGACCAGAUGUGUAAACUGGACAUUGACCGUGAUCAACAUGAACUAAUGGGAAAGAUGACUGGUAUUAUUGGUACUAUAGGUCCAGCAUGCGAUUCUGUGGAGAUGUUAACAAAUAUGUUUGUAGCAGGACUUAAUAUCUGUAGAAUGAAUUUAGCCUACAGAACACAUCAGUAUUUUGCAGAUAUAAUUAAAAGAAUUCAACAAAUUGUGCCAAAGAUUGGACAUCAAAUUGCUAUAGGUAUAGACAUAACAGGACCAGGAAUAAGAUUGGGGUACCUUAAAGGGGAAGUAGGAUUGGGACAGGAACUGAAGAUGAAGAAGGGAGAUAAGAUGAGAUUUACAUCUAAUCCUACUUACAGAGAUUGUGGGACUCCAGAGAAUAUGUUUGUAGAUAUAGGGGAGGCCAUAGAUAGAGUUCAGAUUGGCAAUCAAGUGAUAAUAGAGGAUGGGCCUCUCACCUUUAAAGUUGUAGCAAAAGGAAAAGAUUAUGUAGAUUGUGAAGUAGAAGAACCAGGAGAGUUGGGAGGAAGGAUGUUAUGGACUGUACCUAGACUCAUCCUGAAGGAACCAAAACUGUCAGACAAAGAUAAACAAGAACUGGACUUUGCUUUAGAAAAUCAUGUAGAUAUGAUAUUUGCCUCCUUUGUGUAUGAUCCUGCCUUAGUCCAUGAAAUAAGAGAAUAUCUUGGAGAGAGAGCAAAGACAAUGAAGAUUGUGUCCAAAAUAGAGAACUAUGAAGGAAUCAGAAGAUAUGAUGAAAUAUUAGAUGUGUCAGACGGUAUAAUGGUUGCCAGGGGAAACUUGGGAAUUGACAUUCCUCCGGAGAAAGUUUUCAUUGCUCAGAAAAUGAUGAUCAGCAGAGCAAACAAUGUGGGCAAGCCUGUUAUAUGUGCAACACAGAUGCUAGCUAGUAUGAUUCAGAACCCUCGUCCAACGAGAGCUGAAGUUGCAGAUGUUGCAAAUGCUGUCAUAGAUGGUGCUGAUAGUGUGAUGUUGUCAAGAGAAACAGCCAGAGGCAAAAAUCCACUGAAAUCAUUACAAACAAUAUGCAAUGUCAGUAGAGAAGCUGAGCAGGCUUUAUACAGAGAUCAGUUAUUCCGUGAUCUCAGAGUAAUGGUGGAGUCAGAGCCCACUGAUGCCACACAUACAGCGGCUUUGUCUGCUGUUGAAGCGGCAAUGAAAUGUCAUGCCAGAGCCAUAGUUGUUAUAACUGCCACUGGCAGGUCAGCAGCACUGAUUGCUAAAUACCGUCCACCAUGUGUAAUCAUAGCUAUUACAAGAUUUCCUCACACAGCUAGAAGCCUCCAUCUUCACAGAGGAGUUUUACCCAUACUUUAUCAAGCUGAGAGAACAUCAGAAUGGAUAAAUGAUGUGGAUAAUAGAAUAAACAAUGGUCUAAUGAUAGCUAAAGAAUUACGGUAUAUUGAUUCUGGAGAUAUCUGUGUCUUAGUAACUGGAUGGAAGGCUGGUACAGGCAGGACAAACACUGUGCGAAUUAUCACCUGUCCCACCUCAGAAAGUCCACAAAUGUAUGUCAGAAUCCAUGGCUCCAUGUCUGAGGAAUUGUUAGAUUUAGAUGUUACUGAUCAUCCAAUUCAUAGAUGAAAUGAUAUCUUUUAUUCUGCUUGCAUCAUUUUUAAGGGGAUAUAAUACAGCUGAUAUUUUACCAUAAUAUUUUAAAAACAGUCAGAUAUUGUAGAUGUAAUACUUCCAAAAUACUAACAAUUUAUUGGUUAUUUAAUACAGUGGAUGUAGACUCCCAUAGUAUGAAGAUGUUGAUUAUAUUAAAGAUAAAAAGGAGAUGUGAUCAGUUCAACUAUUUGUUUCCUGAAAUUGCAAAAAAUGUUCAAUCCUUUCUUAGUUAAGGUAGCUGGGGUGUCUAAAUGUUUGAGGAUAGAUUUUUCUUAAACUUCUGUAAAAGACUUCUGUAUCAAUAAACUUUCAAAUUUCAAUAUAACGGUAUUGGUCUCACGAACCUUGUUUUUUUCGUUAAAAUACAUGGAAAUGAAAGAAAUCACAGUUAUUUUAUAUGGGUUAUAUAGUGGAAUCUUAUUUUUCCAUAUUGAGGAAACAUUAAACAAUAGAAUUAGUUAAAAUUCAAUUGGAGAAUUGCUUUUCAUAAAUACUUCCAAAAUAUCAAUUAAAAGUAGGGGUCACGGGACUUAUUGUCUUGAAGAAAGAACAAAAAAUUGUCCUAACAAAUUGGAAAUAAUUAUCUGCCCUUGAUUUUUGGAACGGAUUUUUUUCUAAAAAAUUAAAUACUCUUAAGGACACUUAAUUUUUGAUAGUUUAAUAUUUAAAUUUCAACUUUUAGGUGUUUUGUUGUAUAUUGAAUGAUACUGAGUGAAAUAUUUUUAAACCUAAAAAGUAUUUUUGCAACAUGCCCAGAAGGGAUGCUCAGAAAAAGACACCAGAUCUACCUCAAGUUUAAUGUGUUUUGGUAAAUGAAUAGGAUGAACUUGUCUGGUCAUUUUAAUGCAGAAUAUCAUUAUGAUGUUGAAAAAUUUAAAUAAGUUCCUAAAAUGGCACUUUCCCUUAGUUUUUUAUAUAAGAACCAAAAAAGGUGCUUCAUUAGACCAUCUUUUUUGAACUCACAGUGCCAUUAGAAAAUUGUGAUGUUUACUUUUGCCCAAAAAAUGUUACCACAGAAACUGUAUUGUAUUCCCAAAGUAAAUUUUUUAUUCAAACACCAUAGAAACUUGGGUUUGUUUUCAAGAAUUCUCCACAAAUUAGGCAUGCGUUAUAAUAUUAUGUUCAUUAUAAAAUGUUCUAAUUUUACAACAACAUGUUUUUCAUAUAAGUCCUGUAUCAAUUAAACACUUAGUUUUUAAAUAUUAGAUACAAAGCAAAGAGCAGGCAACUGAUUGUCUCUUAUUCAUAAUUGUCCAAACCAUUAAUUAUUGGAUUGUUACCUUGUAAAGGUUGAGUUAUGGUAUAUGUGUUACAUUUUUUUUUUAUUAAGAUAUUAUGAAAGAUUUAUUUAUUUUUUGAUAGUAUCAUUUGCAUGUAUAUUUUCAGCAUAUAGGCUUCCAUUGUUUUAUGUUGUUUUCAUUGUCUGGGUCAUUUUUGGUGCUGUUUUUGUUUAUCAGCCACUCUGCUUAAACCACUUGCCAUAAAUCAAGCCAAUAGAUCAGUCUGUUACAUUAAUUGAUGUUGUGUACCUCAUGUUUAUACAACCUGAUGUGUUGGGUUGAAUAUAGGAAUCAUACAACCUGAUGUGUUGGAUUGAAUAUAGGAAUCAUACAACCUGAUGUGUUGGGUUGAAUAUAGGAAUCAUACAACCUGAUGUGUUGGGUUAAAUAUAGGAAUCAGCUUGAUAGUCUGUUUGUGUGAACAUUUUUCUCAUGGCCUUUGUCCAACUGGGAAGAAUAAUGGAUAAUAAUAGGCAAAUACGUUUCUUUCUUUAUUAUUUAUAUGGGAAUUUUGGUAAAUCAGUACUAUAUAGGGAGGUACAUAUGGAUGGCAUGUUCAGCCUAUUCAGUUUGUUUCACAUUUUUGCUAUUUUAAGCAAAUAAAUUGCCAUUGAUUUUUCUUGCCUGUUUUAAGUUUUUAUACUAACUCUGUCAUCACACAUUUCACUUGUUUAUAAUUUUCUAAACGAAAAUACACUGUUAGCUCAUAAUAGGCAAGAGUUGAUGAGGGCAGGAUAUUCUAGUAUACUGAGUUUCUUGAUAUAAUUGUGGUUGACAUUAAGAAUUCUGACUCUCAAAAACUUGUCACUUUAUACAUGGUUACAAGUUUAUUGGUAAAACUUUAUACAAUGGUGCUAUAUUCAUUUGUUAGCCAUACUUCCCUAAUCCAUUGUACAAUAAAAGCCAGAAACUUCAAUAUUUUCACAGGUACUGUAGUUGUGCAUGUCACUAUAAGUAAUAAAAUAACCUUGAUUUCCUUGGUUUCCAUACCCUCAAAUUUACAAACUUUCCUUAUUGAAAUAAUCAACUGAUUGUACAGUUGUAUCAGGCAGUACACAUCCUCCAUUGAUGGAUCAUAAAACAUUAACUAAGUCACAUUUCUAUUUGUAUAUUUAUUUUUAAACCCAAUAAUAAUUUAGUGCCAAUAUUAUAUUGUAUAGCCUGCUAUAAAACACUUUAUAUGCAAAAAUUACAAACUGUAAGUGUAAGAUAUUGUACAGAAUUUACACAGCAAAGUUUUAGUCAUUUAAUACUGAUGGAAUUGUCAUCCAUUAUUCUAUUUUUUUUACAUUAUCUAUAUAUCUUGAGAAAUCAAUUAUGCCUUUGUUAUUUUCAUGGGAAAGAAAACAACUGGAUAAAAUUGCUUUUAUUCAGUAACCAUAUCAUAUUAACGUUGUCAUAUCAUCAUAUAAAAUUCCAACAGUUGUAUUUGUUUUAUUUUUUGCCUUAUUUUAUUGAGCUGAUAUUUCAUUAAUAAGUGUAUAAUGCAAUACAGGUUAACAUUUGUUUCAGAUUAUACCUUAUUCAUGGAAAUAUGCCUCAUGGACUUUUCAUGAAAUUGUACUUUCUUCAUGUAGGGAACGUGUCAAGUUAAACUACUGUAUUUUCUACAUGUAGGGAACUUGUCAAGUUAAACUACUGUACUUUCUACAUGUAGGGAACGUGUCAAGUUAAACUACUGUACUUUCUACAUGUAGGGAACUUGUCAAGUUAAACUACUGUACUUUCUACAUGUAGGGAACUUGUCAAGUUAUACCACCUUUCACAUAGAAUCAAUAGAAACUUGAUAGAUUUGGGUUUUACUGUUCUUUGUUACUUAGACUGGAAGAAAAAGAAGCAACCAUAUCUAAUUUAUAUAUAAGAUAGAUUAAAUAUGUCAUUAGAAGAUUGCAUAGAAGAGAAAGGAUAUACAAAAAGGAAAGACUUCAAAUUGACCCCCUUGUAUGUCUGUGCUUAUUCCAUCAACAGAGAGGGGUUAACAAGAAAGUAUUUCCUACAAAAUAAAGACUUAUACUUAUUACAAUGAAUAGUGAUAGCAAUACUUUUAUACCUCAGUUGAGUUAGUUGUUUAAUAGUGCUACAGGUAUAGCUGCAUCUCAUUUUUAUGUUAUAUAUAUUGUUGGUUUUUCCAUAUGUUAUAUAAGAUUUUAACUUUUCAUUACUGUGUGCCAUGAGAAUGGGAAGUUUUUGUUAUUUAUGUUUAAGAGUAAUAGUUAUGCAUAGAGUAUCUAGUCUAGUCUUUAUUGUUAUUUUGAAUUCAAUAUUAUCAACACCAUUAUUUUUCAAAGAAUUUUUGAUUUGUUAAUUAAAAGUUAUGCUUGUUUAAUUUCAUGUGUCUUCUUACCAUCCAAUUUGUCCAAAAUUAUCUUGACAUUUAAUCCUGUAGGAAUAUAGUUAUGAUUAUUUAUAUUUUGCAAAAUCUAAUACACAUAUCAAGUAGGAUAUUUCAAAGCGAGACUUUUAACAGUCAUAUCCUUUGUCAACUUUUUUCUACAGAGCCAUUUGACUAACUUGACUGAUUAGAUGCCUUCUUAAUAUUACUUUUUAUUCUCCUACAAUCUCAAUAUGCACUAGCUAUCACAGGGCCGUAACUACUGACGAGGCAGACGAGGCAAUUGCCUCAUCUGAUUUUCUGGCAAAAAAAACCCAAUAAUAAUAAAAAAAAAAGAAAAUGGAGAAAGCUAGGCAUGCAGGGGUAGAAAAUAUCCUUGCAUUUUCAUAUCAAGAACUAAGUAAUGCAUACUUUGAAUAGUAAUUAAUGUUGAGGGGCAGCUUCUGCACUUUUAUUUCAACUAUAUUAGGUAUCGAACUCUCUGCCUGAUUACCAUUGCCAGUAAACCGGCAUUUGGUUCUGCAAUUAUUUAUUUCCAGCAAAAAGUGUCUUGAACAAAUUCGAACGUCAGAGAUUUUGUUUUCCCAGGAAAAGCUACUACUGACAUUACUGGUCGGUUCUUGCUCAUGUGAGAGAUCUUUUUCUGCCCUUCGGUGUUUUAUAAAGACAUGGUGCAAGUCAACAAUUAAUAAGGAUAGAUUAUGAAAUUAGCCAUGCUUCACGUCCAUCGUACAGACAAGGAUUUGUAUAAUGAGACUAUACAAACCCUUGGUACGGAAAAUGUCGGGCAAGUGAUCGAAGAAGCUGUUCUCAAACAAUGGGAUCGUAGUGGCACAAGAAAGGUCGAACUAGCAUUCACAUACAGUGACUAUCAUGACUAUAGGUUCCAAUCUUUAGGCUUUAUUAAAGUGUUCAGUAUUAAAAUGUGUGUUAUUUUUAUUGAAUGGUUGACCACACACACUUGUCCCGCUUUUUCUAAUAUCAAACAUGUAUUUUACUGUAAAUUGAUACAUGUUUGAUGGAACAAAAUUUGAGGCAAGUAUCUGUCAGCCGGCUCUGAUAGCCUAAUGCAGUUCUAUAUACGGUAAAUAUGAAACAAAAACGGAUGUAACAAGUUUUAUUUCGGACCCUAAUAUUACAAUUUUCGGCAGCCCUCAAACCCCUGCCUUGUCUGUUUCCGAUGCCUAGUUACGGCCCUGUAUCAUGUGCACUUGAUGCAUCUGUUCAUUUCUUUUGAAAUGCAUAUGGUAAUGGUGAUUAUUCAUGUACUUAAGGAAAUGUCUCAUUUAUAUUAUAGCUUAUCUAUCUGUUAUAUACUCUGGAUUUAUUUAUAUGUUUAUUAGAAUAAUACACCAUUUUAUUAUUGAAUAUUCAAGAUUUAAAAAAUGUUUGAAAUAUGGAAUGUUAUGAAUGUUAAUGAUAAUUAACAGGUAUAAGAUUUAAAACAAUAAAUUAAAACAGACACCCAAUGUACAGGAAGUGUGAACAAAGAAAUGGUUAAUUGUGUUCUUUGCAAAUGGUUAAAACAGUUGAUUUGUGCCCCUGCAAUGACAACCAACUGGUAGCCAAGAACACCAAUCAAGCAUUUCAUCAGUGCAAAUUAUACAAUCAUUACCAUUCCUUGAUAAGACACUUUUAAACUUUGAAUCUGCCUUAUAAAUAUAGAUUCUACCACUGCCUCGAAUGUGAUACGAUAUUUAUCCACUCGAGACAGUUAAAUUUUCAAAUUUAAAACGCGAGGCUCGCCGAGCGUUUUAAAUAUUUAAAAUUUAACUGUCGAGAGUGGAUAAAUAUCGUAUUACACGAGAUUUGGUGGUGGAAUCUGUUUCUCUAAUGAUUUUCAAACAAUACGCAGGCAAAUUUAUUCCUUCUUUUCGAAUGAUCUGCAAAAAGAUGUGUUCUUUCUAUGUGACGUCAUCAGGCAUGGUCGCCUUUUUUCAUGCCGUCACAAUAGGAAAUUCAGAGGAAAGCAAGAAAAUUCGACGUCAUAAUCGGAUUUUAACCAAUGAAGAACUGAGAUCAAACGAACCACACGUUGAUUAAAUUUUUUUUAUACAAUGGGUGCAGAAAGGGAUAAAUUGACGAAGAAUUAGAGAAAAUAUUUUAUAUGAUAUAUAUCUUGUUACACCAAACAUGUUUAAUGAGAAUUAAUAGAUUCAAAUAAAUAUUCCAAAUCCUA